Messenger RNA from Xiphias gladius (swordfish), 812 nucleotides. RefSeq names its product claudin d (gene cldnd). Gene Ontology annotation, biological process: cell adhesion; bicellular tight junction assembly. The coding region runs from base 45 to 677 and encodes 210 amino acids. The record is from RefSeq and is a predicted model, not a curated record. Lineage: Eukaryota; Metazoa; Chordata; Actinopteri; Istiophoriformes; Xiphiidae. Gene Ontology annotation, molecular function: structural molecule activity. Gene Ontology annotation, cellular component: plasma membrane; bicellular tight junction. The transcript has a single exon.
ACCAAUGUCUUUAUUUCAUUGCUGGCACAGAACGUGAAACAAACAUGGCGUCUGCAGGUCUUCAGAUUUUUGGCAUCUUCCUAGCAUCCAUAGGCUUUUUGGGAGACAUCAUCAUCUGCGCCCUGCCCAUGUGGAAGGUGUCUGCUUUCAUUGGGAACAACAUUGUGACAGCGCAGAUCUUCUGGGAGGGUCUGUGGAUGAACUGUGUGAAGCAGAGCACUGGCCAGAUGCAGUGCAAGGUCUACGACUCCAUGCUGGCUCUGCCCCGAGAUCUGCAGGCAGCCCGGGCCCUGAUAGUGAUCUCCGUCCUGGUCGUCUUCAUGGGAAUCAUGCUCGCCAUCGCAGGGGGAAAGUGCACCAACUGCAUUGAGGACGAGCUGGCCAAGAGCAAGGUAGCUAUUGUGGCGGGGGUGUUCUUCAUCAUCGGUGGUAUCCUGUGCCUGAUCCCCGUAUCGUGGUCCGCUAACGAAGUCAUCAGGAACUUCUACAACCCCAUUGUGAGCGACGCGCAGAGGAGGGAGCUGGGAGCGUCGCUGUUCAUCGGCUGGGGAUCAGCAGCACUCCUGUUAAUUGGGGGUUCACUUCUCUGCUGUCAGUGUCAGCAGCGUAAGGAUAGCAGAUACUCUGUCAAAUAUUCUGCCCCACGCUCAGCAACUAGUGGAGGAGCCUACGUUUAAAAUGCCUGCAAGUACUUCAAGAGUCUGCAUACUUGUCUUACUGCAGGAAACUGGACUGAACACUACCAAGUCAUGCUUUUAUGGUCUUAACUUUAUCACUGUUUUAUGAAUUUUAAUAAAUGAAACUUCAUAUGA